AGCAACAAGUCUUGGUCUUUCUUUCAAGAAAAACCAAGUCUUCGUCUUCCUCCCCACCCACCCCGGCUGGCCACUACAGCUCGCUGCCUUGAGGAAGGACCUGUGCCGGAUCCGCACCUCGCCGCCGCCAAUCCACCCGCCGGCCGCCGUUGCCCCGACCUCGAGUUUCAGUGGGAGCGGAGCAAUGGGUGGAGGGCUAGCAUCCUUUUGGGAAGAAAGGAACAUCCAGACUCUGGUGAUCCUCAGCUUCGCCCUGCAAGCCAUCCUCCUCUGCUGUGCAGGGAUCCGGCGCAGCCGCGAAGCCUCGGGUGUGCUCAGAAUCCUCCUCUGGCUGGCGUACCUGAUGGCCGACUACACCGCAAUCUACGCCCUUGGCCACAUGUCCAUCACCAUGAGCAGGAGCAGGACCCCUCCAGGUCCAGGCGACCACCACCAGAUGCGGAUGGUGCCAUUCUGGGCUCCCUUCCUGCUGCUCCACCUCGGCGGGCCGGACACCAUCACCGCCUACGCCUACCAGGACAACCAGCUCUGGCUGCGCCACCUGCUCACGCUCGCGGGCCAGGUGCUCGGCGCCAUCUAUGUCAUGUACCUCUUCGUCGCGCCCGGCAGGAACCCGGCCGGGACGCUGCUCGCCGCCGCCGCGUUGAUGUUCGCCACCGGCUGCCUCAAGUACGGGGAGAGGACGUGGGCGCUCAAGCGCGGCGGCAUCGACAGCAUCAAAAGCUCCCUCGAUGACAAUGGCAAGUCAUCGGCCACCGGUGGUCCUUACCAUGGGAGGGAGGGGGCAAAGAGGCUGGACACGGAGGAGGUCCUGCUGGGUGCACACCACAUGCUCAAUUUCUGCAAGGGCCUCCUGGCUGAUGGUCCAGUGAUGCAGAAGUCCGAGUACGAAGUCAUGCGGCAAGGCAUCCAGCUCAACGGCGGCAACUACGUGUUCCAGCUGGCCGCCAUGGAGCUCUCCCUCCUGUACGACAUACUCUACACCAAGGCGGCGGUGCUCCACACCUGGCACGGCUUGUGCAUCCGGAUCGUCGCGCCGCUCUCCGUGGUCGCCGCGUUCGUGCUGUUUCAGCUCAGCAGCAAGGAGGCCUACAGCAGGGCUGACGUCGCCGUCACCUACGUCCUGCUCGCCGGUGCCAUGGCAUUGGAGCUCGCGUCUUCUCUCAGGGCGGCGGGGUCUUCCUGGGCGUGCGCGUCCUACCAUGCCCGGGGAUGGCACUGGCUCUGCGGCACGGUGAUGCGCCUCCGCCGGAUGCUCAAGGUUGGAGCAAGGAGGAGUGCCUCCCUGGACUCGCUUGGGCAGUACAACCUGCUGGACCUCUGCACCGAUGCCAACAAGGACGGCCACCUGAGAGGCAAGAUCGCCAAGAUGAUUGGACUUAAGGACCGAUGGCAGAAGAUGCACUACUCGAGCACCGCCCCCGUCUCCGACGCCAUCAAGACUCUGGUGCUGACAGAGAUCAGGAAGAGGAAAAUAGAUGAUCUGAGGAAUGCACGGGGCAGGUGGAUCCUCAAGGAGAAAGAGAUGUACGAGGAUCUCACGCGGAUCGCCGACGACACCGAGCUGGACCGUAGCAUCAUGGUGUGGCACAUCGCCACCGAUCUCUACCUCUCCAUGUGCCCUGGCCCUGACCCUGACCCCGACAAGGAGGUCCGGGACAGCAUAAGGGUGCUCUCCAACCACAUGCUAUUCCUCAUGGUGGUGCAUCCCUACCUGUUGCCCGGAGUUGUUCGCACUGGCCGGUACAAGGAGAACUUGAAGUACUAUGAUAUGGUGUGGUGGGUCAAUUUGAAGGCCACCAAGGAAAGCACCAUGAAGCUGUCCAGACCGGGGAUCAUCAGCAAGAUAGCCGACAGGCAGCUCCCGGCUGAUUCGAGGCGCGAGUACAUUUACGGCAUCGGCGAGGAAGCUGCUGACGACGUCGGCGACAGGCCGGUCUAUGCCGACGGAUCCUGGCUCGCCGGGAUGCUACACGGGAACAGGUGGCACCUGUCCGCUGCUGACAUGCUGGAGGUCAUCGCCGGCGUGUGGGUGGAGAUGCUGUGCUACGCGAGCCACCACUGCGGCGAGGAGUCUCACGCCAAGAAGCUAAGCACCGGAGCAGAGUUCAUGAAUGCCGUCUGGCUUAUCAUAGGGCAUGCCACGGUGUACGACAGGUACGCACCGUCUGCCGAGGGCUUGACGGGGGGUUUAGGGCUCAGCAACCCUCCGCGCAAGCGGAAGAUCCCUGCCAGAUGGAUGCAGCAGCCGGAGGCGGACGUCGGACCCCGACCGCCUGGUGUACCACCCGGUGUUCACCCUGCAUACGCGCCCUUUUUUGACGUUGAAGCACACCAAACAUCAAGUGCACAAAGACACCACCAAUAGAACCAAUAUGUGAGUUGUGCUACUCCUAUUAGUAAUUUUAUUAAGAGAUGCAAGUGCUACAAGUUCAUAGAUCCCCCCACGCUCCUAUCCAAGUGAUUCAACAGCUGGGCUCUACUGCAUGUGGUAUUCCUCCUGAGGAGCUCUCGGCGCCAAAGCUUCUCCAGGCUUCAAGCGGAUGUUAUGGUACUUCUUCUCAGUAAAUCGUCACGCAAGAUCUUCUUCAGUGCCCUUUUAGUUUAUUAUUGUGUUAAAUGUGUAUUCGAAUUCUAUUUAAAUUCUGAACUUCUGUCGUGGAGUCAAUCUUAUGGAGUAUUUUCUGUUGGAAUGUGAGAUAACUCUGAAAA
Molecule: messenger RNA, 2712 nt
Organism: Aegilops tauschii subsp. strangulata
Lineage: Eukaryota; Viridiplantae; Streptophyta; Magnoliopsida; Poales; Poaceae
Source: RefSeq, a predicted model, not a curated record